Molecule: messenger RNA, 1254 nt
Organism: Miscanthus lutarioriparius
Lineage: Eukaryota; Viridiplantae; Streptophyta; Magnoliopsida; Poales; Poaceae
Source: the annotation of a GenBank genome assembly
AUGCCUACGCCUGGUGCAAACACAAUACCUAGUCCUCCUAGAUUCACCAGGACCAGUGCAGCCAUGUUUGCGCUUGGUGCAAACACAAUACCUAGUCCUCCUAGAUUCACCAGGUCUAGUGUAGCCAUGUCUUCGCCUGGUGCAAACAUUGAGCAUAGUACUCCUAGAGCCACUGCUACCCUAUCUCAGCAACCUACUCCCACAACUAGUGUUAACCAAGCAGUUCCUGCAGACACCUCACCAGGUGGACAGAGCUCUAGGCAAAGCAAUGACAUCAAUGAGUCAGCUAAGCAAUUUGAUGCCGCUAAUUCAGAGGGUCAUACAUAUGAAGGAGAACCAAGCGAUGACUUAGUUCCAGAGAAGAUGCUAAAUAGAGGAAAGAAGCUGGCUAUCCAAGUGGCUGAAGGGAAGAAAAGACCUGAUGUCCCACUUCAGGCAGCGAAGCUAGCAUCAGAAACUGGUGUUGCCCUUAGAGACAACAUGCCCAUCUACACAUCAUGGAAGCUUUAUGACAAUGAUGCGGGAAAGGCAGAAUCAAGGUUGGAUGUGGAUGUUAAGAAUGAGGCACCAAGUAAAGCUGCAUGCACUGAUAUCAUUAAGAGGGGAGUAAGGCAGACGAGGUAUCACCUGAAAAAGAAGUACUUCAACGAGUCACUAACAGAAGAACAGCUGCUGGCCAAGCAACCUCCACCUAAAAUGAAGAAAGAGGAAUGGACAAAGCUGGUAGAGUACUGGUGUGACCCAAAGAAUCAGGAAAAAUGUGCUAAGAAUAAAGUAAAUCGAGCCCAAGUGCAGCUUCAUCAAAGGACUGGAGCUAGGUCCUAUAUUGCCCAUCGAUACAGCCUGAGGACUAAGUACAACAACAUGGAGCCAGAUGCUGUUGAUUUCUUUGGGGAAUGUAUGAGUAGUCCCCAAAAUGGUCGUACUCCUCUUGCAAAUAAAAUAUAUAUUAGCCGUUCAUCCACCUUCCUUCCUAACAUUGGUGUCCCUCGACCAUCGAAGACUGGCCGGUCCACAUCGACAGCCGCACAAGCACGCCUGCAAGCUCAGUUUGAGGAAACACUCCAAGCAGAAAGAGAGGAAGCUGCUAGGAAGCAGGAAGAGUUGCAAGCACAGCUUCAAGCUCAACAGGCCGCACUUGAAGAAAACCAAAGUUUGCUGCGUCAGACCCAAGAGGAAGUGAAGGGGAUGCAUACCAAGUUUGAAGAGACUAACGCACUGCUACGAGUUGUCCUAAAACUUCAGAAAGAUUGA